GAAAAAUACAAAAUAUCAAAUACAAUAUAGAGAAUGGUAAUUAUAUACAAUAGAUCUCCAGGAGUUACUCAUGUCAUCAGAAAAGACUAAGCGAAAUAACUAAUAGGAAAAGUAGCAAUGACUCGAAUUACAUCAAUAUAAUUGAAUCUAGUAGAAGGAAUAAAUUUUUUAACUCAAGAAGGAAAGAAAUUAAAAAACAAGAAGAAAUUCUAUCUUAAAAUAGAAAGUUACUUACUAAAAUAGUGAAUAUCAAGUCUAGUUUCUAUCGUUCGGUUAUAUAUUGAUCUAGUUUAAUAGUCAUCUAGAUAAUCCAUCAGUAGCAAUGGUUCUAAAUUAUCAGCCAGAUCAAUUGAAUUAAAACAAAAGAAUAUUUAACGUAUCAGAGACAAUCAAGUUAAUAGACAAAAGAUAUCUUAAAUGUGUAUUAGCUGAUAUAAUAUUUCAGUAAGUCAACUUUCAAGUCUAUACCAACAGAGAGGACCAGCCGAGAUUCGCUUCGAAGACCCAUAUAUCAAAUAGAGGAUGUUUACAAAAAAUAGAAAUGUCUUCAAGUCUCAAAAAUAAGUCAAGUACGAUUACUAUCCUUUCCUUCUGUGAGAAGCAGUAAUAAGUCCAAGAUUUCGAAUUCAGAUAACAAGGCCAUUGCCUAUACGUUACCCACAAUCAAAAAACCAAACUAAUAAAUCAUAGCAAGGAUGCUAAAAGAUAAAUUGAAUAAUAACUGA
This is a messenger RNA of Paramecium octaurelia, 725 nucleotides long. NCBI's taxonomy places the organism in Eukaryota, Ciliophora, Oligohymenophorea, Peniculida, Parameciidae. The record is from the annotation of a GenBank genome assembly.